AUGCCCCCAAUCUUGCGAGGCAUAAAAAUACACAAGAAGACUAUAUUUCCAAGCUCUUCUGACAACUCAUCUCGUAUCCCACGCCUGAAUUACCGGGUACAGCCCGAGGAGUUACGCAUAAAAGGUAUUCCGAAAAAUCAAAGUCGUAGUCCUAAAAGUGUUUUGUACUCCGUGUACUUGCGUUUGAAAGCGUUCCAUAUUUAUAAAGCGUUUGAAAGAAGUGAGACGAUCGCGAGUAAUAUCCACGUUUCCAGACAUCUAAACUCUACCAAGAUGUCAUGUCCUACAGAACUGUCAAACUAUCAAGAUCUAAGCUCUACAUUCAAAGGCACCGCUGCAGCAUUCUUAUAUGGCACUUGCUCCGUCUCUAUGGCAUUCAUAAAUAAAACAUUAAUGACCACAUUUGAAUUUGACUUUCCUGUCUUCAUCAUGGUCAUGCAAAUGCUUUUCACAAUCUGUGUCUUAGAACUUCUCAGCAUUUUAAACCUGAUACAAUUACCUAAAUACACACUGCAACGUGGUAAGAUGUUUUCUCUUCCAGCUUUGUUUUAUGGUGUGAAUUCCAUUUUGGGACUCAAUGCUCUGGGUUAUAUGAAUGUUGCAAUGUAUGGAGUGUUAAAACGAUGUGUACCAUUGGCAACAAUGUUUCUUUCUGUGCUGAUUUUGAAAAAGGGCUUCCCUUCCAGACCUACCAUUGCUGCAGUACUCCUCAUCACUGGAGGAUGUGUUAUAGCAAGCUAUGGUGACCUGAAGUUUACUGUGUAUGCAUACACUUGUGGUGCCUUAAGUAAUUUGACCCACUCACUGUACCUGCUGCUUGUUCAGAAAGUCACAGAAAAGGACUUGAGUACUGUUGAAACCCUACAGCUCAACAGCUUCAACACUCUACCUUUCCUUGCUGCAUACAGUGUUUUCAGUGGUGAGUUUAAUGAGGUGAUGCAAUAUGACCAAGCCAAGAACAUAUCCUUCAUGAUGCUGUUUUUUGUGACUAUAAGUAUAGGGUGUAUGCUAAACUACUCGCUGUUUUUAUGUACAAGUUUAACGUCAGCAUUAACUACAAGUGUUGUUGGUGGGGUGAAAGCUCUGACGCAGACAGUGUUUGGGAUGUUUACAUUUGGCGGUAUCAGUCACAACAUGUCAACAUACAUUGGAAUCACAAUCAACACCAUGGGAAGUAUAAUGUAUCUGUAUACUAAAUACAGGGAAGGCAAACAACGAGUAAGUAUGGGCGGAGCACUACACAAAGUCAUCAGUGUAUCAACUGCUGAAGAUUUCAAAGAACUUGCUAAUGGAAAAAUCAAUGGGAAUGGAAACAUUCAAUAUUUAAAAGAAGCACUAAGCCCUAAACUGCAUCCUAUAAAAGAGGAAUACUCUGACCAUGGUUCAACAACAGAUUCUUCAAGGCCUUCUUCAUUAGGUUCCUCUACUCCUACGACAGCCAAAUUUUCAAGUUUGAAGAGGAUGAAGAGAGCAAGACAAGAUGACCUUGAGGAAGAAUUGUUACAAUUGGAAAUAAAAAGAGUGAAAAUGGAGAUAGAACUGCUUGCCAUGAAGAAAGAGAAAACUAGAAUAAAGAUAGAAAAUGCCAAAGAACAGCAAGCUAUUAUUAAAAGCCAGUUUGAGACCAUUCAACUGUAUGAUCUUCAUCAAGAGUCUUAA
Messenger RNA from Ylistrum balloti, 1659 nucleotides. RefSeq lists its product as uncharacterized. Bases 1 to 1659 code for a protein of 552 amino acids. Gene Ontology annotation, cellular component: Golgi apparatus. Gene Ontology annotation, molecular function: antiporter activity. NCBI's taxonomy places the organism in Eukaryota, Metazoa, Mollusca, Bivalvia, Pectinida, Pectinidae. The record is from RefSeq and is a predicted model, not a curated record. The transcript has 6 exons.